CUUUAAGACGGGAGUGAUCGCUCCGCUGGCGACCGUUCCGCGGUAUUAUCGAGCUCCCAGACUAACAACACACAUGAGCUAGAUGGAAUUAUAACAAUGGAAUAUCACUGCGUUCUGUUUACUGUUUUGUUGCAGUUAAUCGUCCAACCAGCCAGGUCCAGGCCCACUAUCACCCCUGAAGGACCCCAACUCAUAGUACCACUGAACGACGACUUCAGCUUGCAUUGUCAGAGUGACAGUUCAGUGCGCUGGCUGCGAGAAGACCGCCCCACACGAAUCCUUAAGGAACAAAGACAGGGUCAAGUGACAGUUCUUAAAGUGAGCAAAGCAGGCCCACAACACAUGGGCAAAUAUUCCUGCCGAGAGGAGGCAUCUGGUGAAAAAAGCUCCAUCUAUGUGUAUGUAAAAGCAUUCCUCUCAGCAGAUCCUGAAAAUCCCUUCAGGAGGAACAUCAUGUUUGACUUUGUUGCGGGAGAAGGAGAAACGACCACGCUCCCAUGCUUGGCCACAGACCCACGUAUGACAGACUUGCACCUGCAAAAAUGUGACGGACAGCCCCUGCCCAACAGCCUCCGAUAUUCCUCCAGUAUUGAGACGGGCAUAACGUUGGAAGAUGUCAGGAAGGACUUUGAGGGAUGUUACGUCUGUGUCGGGACUCUGGAAGGCAACACAGUUAAAUCCGGACAAUAUCAACUCAAUGUCCGCCUCGUUCCAGACGCACCUCCUGUGAUCACACUGGGUCAGCCUCAGAGAGUGCUGCUCAUCCAGGGGGAAGAGCUCUCCCUAUCCUGCAACACCUCAAAUGUCAACAGCGACAUCACAAUCAGGUGGAAGGCUCCUCAAGGAGUGCAACCUUCAGUGCAGCAGUUCUCAAGUAUCCUGCCCGAACCCAUUUCUCACCUGAGAAAUUCCACCCUAAAUCUGGGGUCUGUGACCAAGCAGGAUGCAGGGAGUUACAACUGCGAGGCCAGGAAUGAAAGAGGGACCAGUGCAAAGACAGUCUGGGUCGAAAUCUAUGAUAAAGGCUUCAUUAACCUAACAAGUGUGAAUAACAGCACUAAGAGAGUGCGGGCUGGAGAAAGUCUGUCCCUGCGUGUGGUAAUGAAUGCUUACCCGAAACCUCAUACAUUUUCCUGGAGCUACAGUGGUGUAAAACUCACCAACACUACUGAUCAUGUCAUUACCAGUCGCUCACAUGGGAAUAGUUACACCAGCGAGCUGAAGCUAGUGCGUCUCAAGGUGUUAGAAAGCGGCGUUUACAUCUUUUCAUGCUCAAACCGAGACGCAACUGUCCAUCAAUCGUUCGAAGUCCAUGUCAUAAGUAAACCACAGAUUGUGUCCCAUGACGGGCCGAUUGAUGGACAGGUGCGCUGUGUGGCUGAAGGUUACCCUACUCCUCAGAUUAAGUGGUAUUACUGCGACCAGCCCCAUUCAAGAUGCUCCAAUUCGCUGAAUGCCACUCAGGAGGAGGAGGAUGUUGUCACUGUAACCAUGACAAAUCCUCCCUUUGGAAAAAGCACAGUGGAAAGUCGACUAAACAUCACCAAGAACAGUUACGCCACCCUUGAAUGCGUGGCAUCUGCCAGUGGAGAAAUCGUUUACACUCUCUUCUCUAUCAGCGAGAACACUGUUCCUCAUGAACUCUUCACACCGUUGCUCAUCGGUUUUGUUGCUGCGGCUGUUAUCCUGAUUCUCAUCCUGAUUGUGCUGUCCUACAAGUACAUGCAGAAACCUAAAUACCAAAUACAGUGGAAAGUCAUAGAAGGUAUCCAUGGAAAUAGCUAUGUGUAUAUUGACCCCACCCAGCUUCCAUACGACCACCAGUGGGAGUUUCCCAGAGAUAAGCUGCGUUUUGGAAAAACUCUAGGAUCUGGAGCAUUUGGGAAGGUGGUAGAGGCCACUGCUUAUGGGAUGUCCAAAGCAGACACUAUGAUGACCGUAGCUGUGAAGAUGCUCAAACCAAGUGCCCAUGCCACUGAGAAAGAGGCUCUGAUGUCAGAGCUGAAGGUGCUUAGUUAUCUGGGCAACCAUAUUAACAUUGUCAACCUGCUAGGGGCCUGCACUAUUGGAGGUCCAACUCUAGUUAUAACGGAGUACUGCUGUUUUGGUGACCUGUUGAACUUCCUGCGCAGAAGGAGAGAAUCCUUCUACUUCACUACACUGAGAGAAGACUCUUACUAUAGAAACGUCAUGCUGCAGCCAGAACCAAAUGAGAGCAGGCAUGGAUACAUGACCAUGAAGCCCUCUGUAAUGGGACUUCUGUCCUCUGAAAACCGAAGAUCACUUAAUAAAGGUGAUUCAUACAGAGAUUCAGAUGCUGUUAGUGAGAUUAUGCAGGAAGAUGGCAUGACUCUGGACACUGAGGAUCUUCUUAGCUUCUCCUACCAAGUAGCCAAAGGGAUGGAUUUCCUGGCAUCCAAGAACUGUAUUCACAGAGACCUGGCAGCCAGAAACAUUCUCCUCACCCAAGGCCGGGUGGCCAAGAUCUGUGACUUUGGACUAGCCCGGGACAUCACUACUGACUCAAACUAUGUUGUUAAGGGCAAUGCUCGUCUCCCGGUGAAGUGGAUGUCCCCCGAGAGCAUCUUUGAGUGCGUGUACACCUUUGAGAGUGACGUCUGGUCUUAUGGUAUCCUGCUAUGGGAGAUCUUCUCUCUCGGGAGUAGUCCUUACCCUGGUAUGCCUGUGGACUCUAAUUUCUAUAAGAUGAUCAAGGAAGGAUACCGAAUGGAGUCACCGGAGUUUGCCCUGAGUGAAAUGUACGAGAUCAUGCACUCAUGCUGGGAUGCUGACCCCUUCAAGAGACCUUCAUUUGGCAAGAUAGUGGAGAAGAUCGAACAGCAAAUCUCAGACAGCACCAAACAUAUUUACUUAAACUUCAGCUCCAGAUUGCCUGCAGCACCGGGGUCCCGUGAGGAGUCCAGUUCUCACGUCCAGCGGCUAAACUCAGUCGGCAGUCACAUCACUGCCACUCAGCCCCUGCUCUCCAGCAACGAUGUCUUCUUGGAAGGAACAAGUCCACGUCACCCUCCGGUCUGAAGAUCAAUUCUCAGCAAAAACCAGGCGUUCCGGCAGAUGCCAUUCAUCUCUCUUUGCCCUGGCUAAGCGUCAUUGUAGCUGUCUGACAUACAUGAGGACAUUGGUGGAAAACACUGAUCAUAAAUCUCUUCUUGGAUCCAAGAGCAGUCAUAUUCUUUCCAGUCACCUUUCUUGCAGAUUGUGUAUAUAAGCCCCCUGCCAGAAAGGACAGUGAUGGUGUGCGUUCCUAAUAACAUUUCAUGUAUUCUUUGGAACUGGGGGAUAUUUUGAAUUUUUGAGAAAGCUAAUAAUCAAUGCUGGUAUCAUUCCAUGGUACUAUAUCUCCAACGUGAGUCUGCAAGAGGACUGAACUUGUUUUCUGUAGAAUCCCUUUGCUUUAUUAUAUGGGAUACAUAAACACAAUAACGCUUCUUUUGCUAAUUGUCAAGUCUUUACAAGUGACAGAAGUCUGAUUCAAGGAACAGGCUGAUUCAAGUCAGAGACUAAAUUAAAUCAUCACAGCGAAAACAAUGAAAAUGACUUUCCCAAAA
This is a messenger RNA of Sinocyclocheilus anshuiensis, 3569 nucleotides long. RefSeq names its product mast/stem cell growth factor receptor kita-like. Lineage: Eukaryota; Metazoa; Chordata; Actinopteri; Cypriniformes; Cyprinidae. The record is from RefSeq and is a predicted model, not a curated record. The coding region runs from base 97 to 3039 and encodes 980 amino acids. Gene Ontology annotation, biological process: hematopoietic progenitor cell differentiation; Fc receptor signaling pathway; Kit signaling pathway. The transcript is spliced from 21 exons. Gene Ontology annotation, molecular function: transmembrane receptor protein tyrosine kinase activity; ATP binding; cytokine binding. Gene Ontology annotation, cellular component: signaling receptor complex; plasma membrane.